UUGUGCUAAACAAGGUUGACUUUCGUAACUCAUGUCGCUGUUAUCUGGGCAAGUUUCUCUCCUAGAAGUUUCCUGCCUCCACGAUUCCUUACAGAAAUAAAUGUUUAGCUUUUUUCCUUUGUUAAUCCAAAGCUGGUUUCCAAAAGAAAUCUGAACAAACGUCGUAUCAGAAUUCCGAUGUUUUACUGCUUGUUUGCUAGUCAGUUUGAUCUCUCCGUUCACUGGUACCUUGUGGAGAGCUAGCCUUGCCGGCUAACCACUUUUUCUGCGGACUCCGCUUCAAACACCUCCAGCAGGAAUGAACCACAAAAGUAAGAAACGAAUCAAAGAAGCGAAACGGAGUGCUAGACCUGAACUAAAGGAUUCACUUGACUGGACAAAACAUAACUACUUCGAGACUUUUGAUCUUUCGCACCGGACAGUGAAGGACAAUGUGGAGAGGGUGGAUGCCCUUCACCUAAGCCCAGAAGAGUUCAUUCAGCGCUUUGAGAAGCCCUACAAGCCUGUAGUCCUUCUUAAUUGCCAGGAGUUGUGGCCUGGCAGGGAGAAAUGGACCCUGGAACGCCUGAAGCGCAAGUACCGCAACCAGAAAUUCAAGUGUGGGGAGGACAAUGAUGGCUACUCUGUGAAGAUGAAGAUGAAGUAUUAUGUUGAAUAUAUGGAGUCCACUCGUGAUGACAGUCCACUCUAUAUCUUCGACAGCAGUUUCGGUGAGCACGCCAAACGCCGCAAACUGCUUGAUGACUAUCAGGUGCCCCUCUUCUUUAGAGAUGAUCUUUUUCAGUUUGCUGGAGAGAAGCGCCGGCCACCUUACAGGUGGUUUGUGAUGGGCCCUGCACGCUCUGGCACAGGCAUUCACAUCGACCCGCUGGGCACAAGUGCAUGGAAUGCCCUGGUGCAGGGUCAUAAGCGCUGGUGCCUUUUCCCCACUCACACACCUCGUGAGCUUAUCAAGGUAACACGAGAAGUGGGCGGCAACCAGCAGGAUGAGGCAAUCACCUGGUUCCGUGUGAUAUACCCACGCACACAGCUACCUUCAUGGCCUGCUGAAUUCAGGCCACUGGAGAUUCUGCAGCGUCCUGGAGAAACUGUCUUUGUUCCCGGUGGCUGGUGGCAUGUUGUCCUCAACUUGGAGACUACCAUUGCUGUCACUCAGAACUUUGCAAGUACCACAAACUUUCCCAUUGUUUGGCACAAGACUGUUCGAGGGCGGCCUAAACUCUCCCGAAAGUGGUACAGAAUUCUAAAACAGGAGCGGCCAGAUAUAGCUGCUCUGGCAGACAAAGUGGACCUGCAGGAGUCUACAGGCAUUGCUUCAGACAGCUCUAGCGACUCGUCAUCCUCCUCUUCUAGUUCCUCCGAUUCUGAUUCAGAGGCUGAAUCAGGCUCUGAGGGUGAUGCCAUGACCCACCGCAGGAAAAAGCGAAGAACCUGUGUUAUGAUGGAAAAUGGCGACAGCACAAGCCAAGAUGACUGUGUGAGCAAAGAGCGUAGCUCUUCACGAUGACCUUCUCCCUCUGCUAACUCCACCAGGGGGAAAUCUCCUUCACUUUCUAUCACUCUAGUUUGCUGCCCAAAUAAAUUAUGAAUGACUAACAGGGAAAGAAGAAAGUAAUGUCCACAUGUGUGUGGUAUGUGUUUGAUGGUGAACAUGAAAUACUGUGAUAUGGAUUGUGUCUGUGGUUUUUGCAAGUGCAAGCUGUACAGUACAUUCUUUUUCUUUCACUAUUGAUGGACUUUUAUAAUGGGUUGAUUGUUGGCAAUGAUUUGUACAUCCGCCACAUGCUAUUUCACUCGAAUUACUGGAGAAAGCUCAUUUAUGUGAAAUUUAGCCUUCAUUGGCUGUCCCUCCCCACUGAUUUAUUACUGUUGUACUACACUGUUAUGCCCAUGCUUCACAUUUGCAGACCUGUUUAGUUAAAACUAAAAUAUCUAUGUAAACAUGCUUGAGGACAUUUACCAGCCUAUAUGGCUGCAUUGCUGCAGGGGUUUUAUGAAUGCAGAAUUUGUUUAAUUUUAUAUUUAAUGCAUUUCUGAAGUUCACUUUUUAAAAGAAUAGUAGUAUUUUAAUCUAUGUACUGCAUCUGUAGUGUAUAUGUGCACAAUUAUAAUGCAUUUCUGUAACGAGAGCAGAACGCUCCAUCCUAAUAAAAAUUAACUUUUAAGUAUUUGAAAUGCAUACAAAUUCCUGGAGAAAUAUUUGAACAGAUUGAGGUUUUAUGAUGAUCCACUGUUAGAAAGUUAAUAAUAGUGGUUGUAGUUUUGAAUUUGCAGCAUAGACAAAUUUAAAAACUGCACAAAUGCUUAAUUAUUAGCAAAUUUCAAAGAAACUUCACAUUCAGUGAUAACUGUAUGCAUGCUACAGAUGCAGUAGAUGCAGAUUUGAGAAUUAGAGAAAGUACCAUUUAAGUAUUAAACACCAUUUGUGCUCUACAUGGCCUUCAACCCCCAACUCAACAUGAGGAAGAGCUAUUUAUUCAGUUAGUAGAUAUACUUCUUCCAAUGUGACCCACAAGUCAAGCAGUACACGAACCAAUACUCAUUGGAGUUCAGUGAAGCAUGCACAGCAUGGGUGAAUAUCCUGAGUUUAAAAUGAGGGAUGUGCAUGGGUGUUUUAAUACCUGGAUAAUUAUUUGAAGUGCCAGUAUUUGAAUAUUGACUUCACUAUUCAAAUAUUUAUAUUCUGUAUGUAGUUCAGUGAGGGGGGGAUUCAAAGCUGUGUCUGGUGAUAUUUUGAUACAGAUUGCAGUGUUGUGGUGUGCUGAUAUAUUUCAAAUAACAUUCAGUACAACUCCAUUAAAAUUUUUACUACAGUAAACAGACCUGGUACCAUGGCAUGCUCACUAAACUCAAUGGUAUACUGGAUGUAAAACUGCAUAUGCAACAACUCGGAGACGGUUUAUAUCUCUGUGUUGAAGUACAUUUGUGUUGCAAUUAAAAUCAAAUGUACGCAACAAACAGGGACAAGGUGGUUAUGGAUAAGCAAAAAAGUACAGUGCACAGAUAGUUGACUCUGUGCAGUCAUUCAAAAAGCAUGUAGCACCUUGUGGUUAUCUGUGGUGCUGUGCCUUAACCAGCCUUCAAGUGAAUGGACACACUUUCCUGCCUUCCUGUCUUGAGUUCAGCACAUUAUGUCAAAUCAGCAUGGCUGCACAAAGUAUCAACUGUAAAGAAAGUAGACCUGUUUUGCUUUUAAAUAUAUGCUGUAUAUUUUAUAAUUUGCUUUAGAUCACUCAAUACAGACAUAUUGGGUUGUUAAACAUUGUAAAUUUAGACAGGAAAAAAUACAUAUUGGAUAAUGCACUCUGUCACACCUGGAUGCUUGGCUUCUCCAUAAGAACAGUAGACCUCUCAAAGGGAACGAAGUACCGAAAUGCUAAUUAAAAUGACUAACAUCUUAAUCUUAUCAGCACCAACCGGAAACACUUGGGAGUCCAGUAGUCGUUGGUUAGGCAACAUAAUCCAAAUCAGGUGACUGAUUCAGAGCAUCUCGAAAAGCAUCUUCUCCUUUCCACCCUCAGAUACCAUGGCUUCUGCUAGGAUCUAAGCAUGUCUGGCGGACAUAUCAUCAUGGAUGACAGCUCCAUGCAUCAGCUGAAACUCAAUCCAGGUCAUUCAUCCCCAGGUCAUGAUCUUGUGAUAUCCCUGAACAACUCCUUGAUCUUAAGAACUGCAAAUGAUCCAAAGUGCAUCUGUGUGACUUUCAACCUGCCUAAGUUCUCCAAAAGUACCCCAUUGUGCUGGAAGUGGAAAGAACAUCAUGCUCCUUGCAAGAUUUCUGAUAGAGGAGUGAAAAGAAUUACCAGAAGAGUUGUCCAAGUGCCAAGUGGUCCACUUGUGGAGAGCUUCAAAAACAGCUGGAAUUAGCAAGUAAAAUUGUUUCAAAGAAAACAAUAAGUAUGCACUCAACCCCAUGGCCUGUAUACAUGCUCACCACUGAAGAUUCCAUUGCUGAAGGAAAAGCAUGUUGAAGCUCGCUAAAGUUUGCUGCACAACAUUUGGACAAGCCUGUAAAAUACUGGGAGAAUAUAUUCUGGUCAUAUGAGACCAAAACUGAAUUUUUUGGAUGCAGUAAUUCACAACUUGUUUGGAGGUGGCACUGCACAUCACCCCAAAAACACCAUUCUAACAGUGAAGUUUGGUGAUGGGAACAUCAUGGUGUGGGGCUGUUUUUCAGCAUAUAGUACUGGCAAAAUUCAUAUAAUUAAAGGAAGGAUGAAUGGAAAAAUGUACUGAGACAUUCUUGAUAAAAAUGUGCUGCCAUCUACCAGAAUGAUGAAGAUGAAACGAGGGUGGACAUUUCAGCAAGACAAUGAUCCCAAACACACAGCCAAGGAAACUCUCAAUUGGUUUCAGAGGAAGAAAAUAAAGCUGCUAGAAUGGCCCAGCCAAUCACCUAACUUGAAUCCAAUUGAAAAUCUAUGAAAAGAACUAAAGAUCAGUUCAUAGAAGAAGCCCACAGAACCUUCAAGAUUUGAAGACUGUUUGUGUGGAAGAAUCGGCCAAAAUCACACCUGAGCAAUGCAUGCAACUAGCUUCUCCAUACAGGAGGAAUCUUGAUGUAUUACUUGAUGGAGACUUCAGAGCAUACGUCCAUCCAGAUAAGUGUGUCUGCCAAAUGCUGUAAAUAUGGUUAGGGGAGUCACCAGUGGAUAAAAAGUGGUUUAAGUUAGGGCAACCAGUGAACCAGCAACAGGGUCAUGAUUAUGAAUUGAUGAAUUACAUGAAAAUAUGAGUAAUUUGUAAUUCACCUUUUGUAAGUUGAUUUAACUUGAUUGGUUUUGCUACAUAAUUGUUACUUUGUUCUGCACAAUCAUAAGCAUACAAAACAAACUUAUAAAUAAAACUAAAAGUCAUACAGUCGG
Molecule: messenger RNA, 4865 nt
Organism: Hemibagrus wyckioides
Lineage: Eukaryota; Metazoa; Chordata; Actinopteri; Siluriformes; Bagridae
Gene: jmjd6
Product: jumonji domain containing 6, arginine demethylase and lysine hydroxylase
Exons: 6
Coding region: 299-1507 (402 amino acids)
Biological process (GO): phagocytosis
Cellular component (GO): cytoplasm; nucleus
Molecular function (GO): P-TEFb complex binding; histone H4R3 demethylase activity
Source: RefSeq, a predicted model, not a curated record